CCUCGGCUCACGUUAGCAAGAAGCACCUUCUAUCUCUGUGGAACUUCUGAUGAUGCUUUGCCUAUUCACAGUCUCUUUGCAAUUCCACACUUUUCAUUUCCCCCAAAUUCCUCUCUUAGGUAAUUAACACUCUUCAUUUCAUCCUAUUGCUUUUAUCUCAUGAAAUUCAUUGGGAAUUGGACUUUCAUGUUUCAAUUAUUUGUCCUAAAUUCAUUUUAUUCCAUGCAUACAAGAAAGAUAUUUGUGAAUUAAUCCAGGACCAUGCAAUUCGUUUCAAUUGGAAUAGAAUAUAUUAUACACAAAGAGGGUUGUUGAUUUGUUUGUUGGUUAAGGGAGAUAGCGAUAGUACUAGUUGUUCUUUAGCUUUAUUUUCUUUGCAAAUUCUGUUUCUGAAUGGAUGGCAUUGAGGAUGAUGCGAGGUAUCCCCCUAACCCCUAUCGUAUCAUCACUCACCACCGAGGUUAUGGUUAUCAAAAUUCUCCAUAUUCCCCCCCUGUUGAUGCUGAAUAUGCCCAACAUGAUAGUGAUCAAAAUGAAGAACGAGAGAAGUUAGAAGGGGAAGAUGAGGUUUACCAAAGUAACAGCCUUCAGAUUCCCCAAAAGGAUCCUGAUGAAGAAGAUGGCAUGGAUGGGGGUGGUGAUGAAAAUCAUGAUGACCAUUAUGAUUAUAACCAUGAUGAUGAUGAUGAUGAUGAGGAGGAGGAGGAGGAGGAGGAGGAGGAGGGGGAAAAUAAGCAGAUUAGUUAUGAUGCCACCAAAAUUGAAGAUGAUUUAGAGUCGCACCCUAAAAAGCAAAAGCUGAAGAGUUUGAUUUUGGCCUAUGAACUCGCGCCUCGAGUGCCAGCACCAUCCGAAGCUCCCUCAGUUCCUAAACCAUCUUCUGGGGGUAGGAAUUCACUUACUGACUGGACUGAGCAGGAGACAUUUGUUCUUCUUGAUGCAUGGGGUGAUAAGUUUCUACAACAUGGAAGGAAGAGUCUUAGAUGUGACGAAUGGCAAGAAGUUGCAAAAAUGGUGUCACAAGUUUCAAAAAUUGAAAGGACUGAGACUCAGUGUAGAAAUCGCCUAGAUACAUUGAAAAAGAAAUACAAGAAGGAGAAGGCUAAAUUUCCAGAUAGUGAUGGUGGAGCUUUCAAAUGGGUUUAUUUCAAGAGGAUGGAUGAGCUAAUGUCUUCUCCUCCUCAACAAGCUCGUCUCUCUUGUGGUUUGGACUCAGGAGAGUAUGUUUUUAUGAACCCUGGAGUUUAUUUGAACCAUGCAAAUGGGUUGGAUGAAAUGAGGGAUAGUCCUGAGAAUACUGAAUCCACUGGUGAAGAAGGUUCUGAUGGACCUCAAGCCAAGAAAAGAAGGAAAGGAAGGGGAAGUGGUGAAGCUUCUUCCUUCAGGUUACUUGCUGAUUCCAUUCAAAAAAUCAGUAAGAUAUAUGAGAAGAUAGAAAAUAAUAAAAGGCAGCAGAUGAUGGAACUGGAAAAGAUGAGGAUGGAUUUCCAUAGGGAAUUGGAAACACAGAAGAGGCAGAUUUUAGAGAAUUUGCAGUGCGAGAUUUCAAAACUAGAGCAGAGAAAUGAUCAGAACGAUGAUUCUUCUGAGAAUGUCCAUAUCCAAGAGGACGAGGGAAGAAAAGGACCAACGCCUUACUCUGGAAAAUACAAAGUUGGUGUUGCGUGCUUGGAAGCUUUAAACACCUGAAUUUCUGGUGUGUUGAAAAAAUGUCUUCGCUACCUAUCUUUUACUUAUCGAAACCCUGGACUCAACUUUGCUUACGUGCUUUUCUCAUCUUUUGGUAAGGCAGACUUGGAAUGUAAUUUUAUAAAGUUUAACUCUUUACAUGUAAAUUUUCAAAAGCUUAAAAAUAAAUUUUAAAAUAUUAAUUUUGGUGAACCAGUGAUGGUCCCAAAAAUACAGCUAUAUCUGCAGUAUUCGACAAAAAUCAUUUCCCGAGUUA
Messenger RNA from Cajanus cajan (pigeon pea), 1945 nucleotides. RefSeq lists its product as uncharacterized. Gene Ontology annotation, molecular function: transcription cis-regulatory region binding. Lineage: Eukaryota; Viridiplantae; Streptophyta; Magnoliopsida; Fabales; Fabaceae. Gene Ontology annotation, cellular component: nucleus. The record is from RefSeq and is a predicted model, not a curated record.